Micromonas pusilla CCMP1545 is the source of this 1107-nucleotide messenger RNA. Its product is annotated as tryptophan-rich sensory-like protein. Gene Ontology annotation, cellular component: membrane. Lineage: Eukaryota; Viridiplantae; Chlorophyta; Mamiellophyceae; Mamiellales; Mamiellaceae. The transcript is spliced from 2 exons. The record is from RefSeq and is a predicted model, not a curated record. Bases 1 to 1107 code for a protein of 368 amino acids.
AUGGACCUCUCCGCGAUGACGGCGUCGUCGUCCUCGCCGACGACGUCCGCCAUCGCGCUCGGCGCCGCGCGUCGCGGCGUCGCGCGCGCGCGCGCGCGCCUCCCGGUCGCGCCGCGCGCGGCGGCCGUCGCGCCGUCGCCGUCGUCGUCGUCGACGAGAUGGUCGCUCCGCCUCGCCCCGGAACACCGCGCGGGCGUCGCGUCCGCGCGCCUCUCCGCGACGACGUCGAAGACGAUGACGACGACGAAAACGACGACGACGAAGACGACGCCCGCUCGCGUCGUCGUCGUCGCGCGCGCGGACGCCGCGGCGUCCUCCGACGCGCCGACGUCCUCCCUCGCGGACGACGACGCCGCGAUCGACUGGACCGCCCUCGGACGCUAUUUCGCCGCCACCGCCGCGCAGUGCGCCCUUCUCGUGUGGUUCACGCUCUGGCUCAACGGCGGCCUGAACAACAGCGGCCUACCGAUGAAGUAUCAGAACGUCAUCGUGUUCGUGUGGUUCGCGUUCAACGCGCUCAAGUCGCGGACGUUCUCGCCGCUGAACGCGUCGCGCCCGAAGCUCGCCGACGAGAGAGCGGCGAAGGUGGAGGCGCGUCGCACUGGUCCCCAUACGACCGCGUUCGCGUUGUGCACGCCGAUCCUUAAGGACUUUGCCUUGCGUCGAAAGCGUCCGUCGUGGAUGCCGCCGGGGAUCGCGUUCCCGAUCAUCUGGACCUCCAUCGCGGUCCUCCGCGCCGCGUCUAGCGUCGUCGUCUUCAACGCGCUCGGCGGGACGCUGAACCACCCCGCGAUCUUCGCGAUGUUUCUCCACCUAUCCGUGGGCGACACGUGGAACAACAUCAACAACGUGGAGAAGCGGCUCGGCACCGCCGUGCUCGGCGUCGGGUGCGUUUUGCUCUCCGUGUACAACCUCGUGUUUCAGUACUUCAGUGUGAGCGCCAAGGCGGGGUACCUGAUCGCGCCGAGCGCGGUGUGGAUCACGAUCGCGACCGUGCUCGUGUACACGAUAUGGAGGAUCAACCCGGGGGAGGACGGCGCGUUGGAGCCGUUGUUGCCGCGGAGGCGGAGUGCGAAAAAUAUCGCCGCAGCGGACGCCGCCGCGUGA